UUCUUCUUGCAAACAGCUGGACGCAGCUGUGCGCAGCUGUCUGCGCGCCACCCCUCCAUCCAGCCAAGACGCGCGUCUCGCGCUCAGUCACAGCUGCCCAGGGCAUUGAAGACGCGGACUGGAGCGGCGGAGACACUUAUGCGAACUUCCCCAACUUCACUUCUUUUGUUUCUCUGUCUUUUUACCCCCCACUGAUAACAGUCACAAUUGCCCUCCAGCGCGGCUCGACGGGUUUUCUGGCGUCCAUUGGUCCACGCACGGCCCGGAGGAAGUGGUCCGUGGUCUUCGCGGUGACCGCUGUCGCCAUGGUCCUGCUGGCUCUGACCAUCGCUGUCCCGCUGUUGCUCCUCCGCUCCCCGGAGACCUCCGCUCACUACUACGAGAUGAUGGGCACCUGCCGGAUGGUUUGUGACCCAUACAGCCCCAAACCGGGGGGAGCCACCGCCAUGGAGGUGAGCCAGAACGUGAACGGAGUCGCUCCGCUGCCGCCCAUGGCGCAAGGGACGCGCGGCGAGCCUGGGCGACCUGGGAAGCCCGGACCCAGGGGACCACCGGGAGAGCCUGGACCCCCCGGACCGAGGGGGCCACCGGGAGAGCGUGGGGACAAUAAACUGGCUUUCACCGCUUUAGCCGGAGCAGCCGGGGCCGGUGACACGGGCGAGGGGGACGGAGCGAACUCCACGGUGAGCGGUUACAGGAUCGCGUUUUACGUGGGUCUGAAGAACCCGCAUGAGGGAUAUGAGGUGCUGAAAUUUGACGACGUGAUCACAAACUUGGGAAACCACUACGACCAGAGCACCGGAAAGUUCACCUGUCAUGUGUCCGGGAUCUACUUCUUCACCUACCAUGUGCUGAUGCGCGGAGGGGAUGGCACCAGCAUGUGGGCCGACCUGUGCAAGAACGGACAGGUCCGGGCCAGCGCCAUAGCCCAAGAUGCAGACCAGAACUAUGACUACGCCAGUAACAGUGCUGUGCUACAUUUGGACUCUGGAGAUGAGGUGUAUGUUAAACUGGAUGGCGGAAAAGCACAUGGAGGCAACAACAACAAGUACAGCACCUUCUCUGGCUUCAUCUUAUACCCUGAUUAAACUCCACAACAGGCGCUUUGGACUGAAACUGUCUCAACUAAAGGUUAAUCAUGUUUUUUUUUUUCUUCUUUUGCACACCUGUUCAAGUUUACAGCGCUACCUGAACCCUAUAUGUUGUAAAAAAAAAAAAAAAAAAACUAAUUGAAAGAUUUUUGUAUAUGACAUUUAUUUUAACUUGAGUUUAGAUCGAGAUAGCUAUAAAACUGUGAGAAAACUCAUAUUCCAGGUGAUUUAUGUCAUACCUUAAAGAACCCGGGAGGAAAUGUUCCUAGACUAACGUCUUAAAACCAUUUGAGGAAAAUAACGACAGGCCUUAAAGAUUAUUGACAUUUCACUGAUUGUUUAUAAGCCACUUUGUGUAAUAACAGCAAUAUUUAAAAAGAAAUAUAACUAUAUUAAGAGGACUAUUGGUGAGGCACUAUUGAGUGACCUGUUCACAACACUGUAACUUAAAUUUUGGGUCAAAAUUACAGUUUUAUUGAGAUGAUUGGCUAUGUAUGCUGAAAUGAACAGUGCUGACUUUUUUACAGAGUUCAAUCAAAACACCAGAAGAAGUCUCCUUUAUUAUUUUAAUAUUUAGUAAUAGAAUUUCACUGAGGGAUAUCAACACAAUAUUAAAUCAUUUGUUUUCCUUGUGAAAAGCAUUUUUUAAUUUAGUUAAAUUAGCUUGUGAGCUAAGUGCUAAUAUGCUAUGAUCUUCAGCAAGAUUUUGUACAUAAGUAAUAAUUAUGUAAGUGGAUAAAACAAGAUUAUUUAAUGAAGGUGGAAUACAGCUUAUCAAAGCUAUGCAUAACAAAUUACUUACUGUUCCAGUAAAAGUUGUGUUUUUAUGUGAUAGUGACAUCAAAACCAUUAAAAACAAAUGGUUUGACUAAGCAAAUCAAAUUUGUUUCACUUUUUCGUUAGCUAUGCUGAAUGAGUCUUUGUUUUCCCAAUAUGGUUCACAUUUUGGUUUGUUUUUGAUCAGAUUUUGCUCAGAAGAAUGCUUUGCAUUACAGGAAGUUAUUUCACAAUUUUUGUACUAUCCUAUCAACUAGUUAGUUAGUUGAUGAACUUGUAGUAAAUGCAAGAUUACAGACCAAGUGCUUUUAAAGGUAUCUUUACUGUUGAGUUUCCUUGUACCUUUUAAACAUUUUUUGAAUCUUUUGUUUAUUUAAUAAUAUCAAAGCGUAUGUUAGUCAAAAUAAGAAAAUCACUUCAAACUUGAAGUUUUGUUUCAUAAUGUUAAUCAAAAACACAAUCAGACAAACACAAAGCUACUGUGACUGAGCAGUAUGAGCAUGUUUAACAUGGUCGCAUAUUAGCUAAAUUAAUGCUGUGAAUAUGUUUUUAUAAAAAUCCCUAAAGUACAACAAACGAUUUAGUGUUGUGUUAAAAUCCUUCAGCCAAAAUGUGUUAUUUAUACCUUUAUUUUAUUUUCAGUUGAAAGCAAGCAGGUCAUUAUGUAUGUAAAUAAGCUAAACAUUGUAGUGAGUUUCACAUCUUGAUGCAGGUCAACAUGUAAAAAUUACUGUAACGGUUAACUUCUGUAUCAUGACGUCAAUCAUAGCAUAUUGGAAGAAUCCUAACAAGUACAUCAUUUUUCCUCUAAUACAGUAAGUCUUGAGGUCAGCAGUUGUUUAUUUUUCUGCUAGUCAGAAAGAUUAUGCAAAUCCCACUGAGCCAAAAUUUAUGAUAUGUGAUUUAAAGGUGAAACAUGAACAAAUGCGACUGUAAGUGACUGCAAACAUUUCUUAUUUAGGUUUAACAAUAUGAUUCAGUAGACAUAUCAUGUGUGCAUGUGUGUUUUGGUAUUUUAGUAAUUAAUGCUGGAGGACAUAAAUCCUUUUUGGAGGAUAUUUGUGGAGGAGUUUUUCCUCCCUAGCUGAUGCUGGAAGGCUGGGAGGACUGAAUUUGGUGGUCAGCAUAGUUUUGAGGAAUACUAAAAAGGCAAACGCUGUGCACAGGCAUGCAGGUACUUUUAAAACCAAAAUAAGUCAACCCUCUAAAACCUUUUUACAUUGUGUUGAAAUUUGGAAAUGGCACAGGAAAGCUUGAAGUCAGCCGAGUUAAUAUUCUGAAUGCAUCAAUACAAUACAAUAGAGAAAGUUGCGAAAUCUCCAAAUGGCAACUUGGAUUGCUGCAGCAUGCCAAACUGUGCUGAUUUGUGUAGUGGUCUGUGUAUAACCAAUCACAUUAAAAAACUGUUGUCAUAUUUUGUUCAUGGUUGUUUUGUUCUCAUAUAUACCAAUAAAUAAUUUUAAAAACA
Messenger RNA from Poeciliopsis prolifica (blackstripe livebearer), 3336 nucleotides. It is a transcript of the gene c1ql2, whose product is annotated as complement component 1, q subcomponent-like 2. The transcript has 2 exons. The record is from RefSeq and is a predicted model, not a curated record. Gene Ontology annotation, molecular function: protein binding. NCBI's taxonomy places the organism in Eukaryota, Metazoa, Chordata, Actinopteri, Cyprinodontiformes, Poeciliidae. Bases 306 to 1088 code for a protein of 260 amino acids.